AUGGGGCUUGAUUAUUAUGGAUUGCUGGACUUGAAUAGAAAUGCUACAGAUGAAGAUAUUAAGAAAGAGUUUAGGAGGCUAAAUAAUGAUCCUAACUCAGCAAAACGGUUCCAUGAUAUUUGCGAAGCCUAUGACGUACUACGUUCUCCAAAAUGGAAAGCUUUGUACGACCAGUUUGGAGAAGAUGGAAUAAAAAAUGGUGUGCCUGUGCCACCGGGUCCAAAUGAAGAAGAAGGUCCAAUAGAAGUAUACACUUUUCAUGGAGAUGAAAUGAAAGUAUUUCGGGAUUUUUUCGGAGUGGAUAAUCCAUUUGCGGAUUAUUAUCUACCAAACCUCGACCCCGGAUAUAAGUUUUUCGAGGAACCAGCUAAACCUAUUCCAGGUCCUGAUCAGGUGCACACAUUCGAGUUAUCCCUGGAAGAUGCUUUUUAUGGUACAACUAAAUCGGUCGGAAUACCUCUGCAAGUCGUUGAUGAGACAGGCACAAGAACAGUGGAAGUAGACAAAAUGUUUACCUUUCGAGUACCAAAAGGAAUUAUUGCUAUCACGGAGGAAAGACUUUAUCUUCAGAUUCAAGAAGUGAAGGACAUGACUCAAAACUUUUAUGUUGAGCUUGGUACCCGACAACCUUUUUUAGGCAAUUUUGACUAA
Messenger RNA from Parasteatoda tepidariorum (common house spider), 651 nucleotides. The record is from RefSeq and is a predicted model, not a curated record. NCBI's taxonomy places the organism in Eukaryota, Metazoa, Arthropoda, Arachnida, Araneae, Theridiidae.